This is a messenger RNA of Nerophis lumbriciformis (worm pipefish), 1888 nucleotides long. RefSeq names its product X-linked inhibitor of apoptosis (gene xiap). Lineage: Eukaryota; Metazoa; Chordata; Actinopteri; Syngnathiformes; Syngnathidae. Gene Ontology annotation, molecular function: ubiquitin protein ligase activity; cysteine-type endopeptidase inhibitor activity involved in apoptotic process. The record is from RefSeq and is a predicted model, not a curated record. Gene Ontology annotation, biological process: regulation of cell cycle; positive regulation of protein ubiquitination; positive regulation of canonical Wnt signaling pathway. Gene Ontology annotation, cellular component: cytoplasm; nucleus.
UGGUUAUGCGCAGACCUCACUGCGCACAAUCACCCACUUCCGGGCUAAAGAAACGUCAGAGGAAACACCUAUUUUAAUGUCACUGCGUGCUGGCUUACUAGCUUUAAAGUUGUGGAUGUAAUGCGUCAAGUACUGGACCAUUAAAGUUGACUCCGCAAUCUCCCGCCAGCUGCCAUCAUGUCCGACUUCAGAGAAGACAGCGAAUUGGAAACAGACCGCGCCGCUGACUUCUCCCUGAUGGACAACCGCCUGGGGUCAUUCCAUGGAUCCAGUGUGGCCACGCAGGUGCCAGCAGAGAGACUGGCCCGGGCCGGCUUCUACUUCACCGGCCAUGCCGACCGUGUCCGCUGUUUCAGCUGUGAGACGACGGUGGAAAACUGGUGCAAGGGAGACACACCUGUCGAGAGGCAUAAGGAGGUUUCUCCAUCAUGCAAGUUCCUCAGCUGCACCCAUCGCACUGAUUACAGCACAUCAAGGUACAACGAAGAGGCAGAAGAUAUGGAGUAUCGAUUAAGGACAGGCGAGGUUGUUGACGAGACCACCUACCCAAUGGUCCCUCACAUGCGGAGAGAGGAGGCCAGGCGUCAGACGUUCUCAACUUGGCCAUCGUCUUCUCCCGUGAUACCUAGAGACCUAGCUGAAGCCGGCCUCUACUACUUGAACCAGGGCGACCGUGUGCAGUGUUUUUGCUGCGGGGGCAUGCUGGGCGGCUGGGAAACGGGGGACACGCCCUGGGGAGAACACACCAAGCAUUUCCCCUACUGCUUCUUCAUCCUUGGCCAUGAUGUGGGUAACAUCCCAUGCCAGGAAGGUAUGGCAGAGGAUACCCGCAGUGGUAGUCGACCACAAGUGAACACUCGUGGGCUCAUGGCGAGUUUUGAAGAGAGGCUGUCUAGCUUUGCAGAGAUCCAGCACCCUGUAGAUCAUGCAAGGCUUGCAAGGGCUGGCUUCUACAGCAUGGGGGCAGGAGACAGGGUGUUGUGUUUUUGUUGUGGUGGAGGGUUAAAAGGCUGGCAGCCUGAUGAAGACCCAUGGGAAGAACACGCCAAAAACUACCCUGGAUGCAGUUUCUUGCUGGAAGAAAAAGGACAAGAAUUUAUCAACAGCAUCCAGCUGCAAGAUCCCCAACGAAACAGAGCAACAUCAAGUCAUCAGAAUGGAUUGACAGCUGACCAAAAUGAUGAGGAUCCACUGGAGACACUAAGGAAGCUGCAGAGGGAGAAACAGUGCAAAGUGUGUAUGGACAGAGAUACUAGCGUUGUCUUUAUCCCGUGUGGUCAUCUGGCCACUUGUGAGAAAUGUUCGCAGGCACUCAACAAGUGUCCAAUCUGUUGUGGGGCCAUUUCACAAAAGGUCAAAACUUAUAUUGCUUAAGAUGGACUGACAUUUGACAAUCCAGCUUUUCCCUACUGCUUUUCUCUCUCAAAUUGUAUUUUAAUAUUAAGUGUAGAUAGGCUGUAAGAUUACACAGGACUAUAUUGUAUGUCAGACUAAAAAAGGAAUGUCGCGUCAUCACAUUAAAAUCCGAUCAAAAGUAUAUUAUUCAAAGAUGACAUUUGUUUAUAGGUUAACAGUGCAGAAACACUAAUUACUUUGCCCAUUUUCGUUUCAGACUUUUACCAUAGAUUUUAUUUGAUGUGUUUAGGAUUGCUUAAAUUAACUGGUAAUGGGAUAUAUAUAAUAAGCACUAAUAUUAUCAUACAUUUAUUAGGUACUGAAUACAGGAUAUAUUUAAGAUUUAAUUUCUUACUCAAGCAGCUAUUUUGUGUUUAAAUAGGUGGUAAAUAAUCAAUCCACGCUAUCGCAGAGGGGGAAAGAAAUCAACUUUUAGUUAUCUGUGUGAUGUAAAUUUUGUUUCAGCAAUAAAUCGUACUAUUUGAUCAUCAAA